AUGGGCGCCGCCGCUUCCAAGCCAGGGGGUGCGGCUGCCACGCAAGGGUUUGAGCAGCUGCACAAGGAAGAGCUUGCGCUUGAUGCAGCUGCAACAUCGCAAAAAGAAGUCCCGUCGUGUCUCACAUUAUUUGACCGUUGGCUUUCGUGCUACGCGUUGGGUGUCCAGUUCCGCAAUGUGUACCGGUACGGGACCAUUGCGGACUGUGCGCCGCGGCGCGAAGAUUUCAAAUUUUGCUUGACAAUGCGGGAGCUGGAUCCAGAGAUGCGCCGUGCAGCAUGGCUUAAUCGACGUGCGGAGGAAAAGGCGCACCAACGCCAGAGCGUGCAUUCGAGCGAGAAUGUGUGGGAAAUGCGCCGCGAUCCACUGCUUUCGAAAGAGUACGAGGACGAUGCAUUUCCAGCACCAUGA
Molecule: messenger RNA, 411 nt
Organism: Malassezia vespertilionis
Lineage: Eukaryota; Fungi; Basidiomycota; Malasseziomycetes; Malasseziales; Malasseziaceae
Exons: 1
Coding region: 1-411 (136 amino acids)
Source: RefSeq, a predicted model, not a curated record